GGAAGGGAGAAGUGAAGGAACCAUCGGCCACCACAAUAACAAACAACUCAACGCACGUGGCGACCCGGUAAAUUCUCUCACGGUUAAAAAAAGAUAAAACAAUGAAAGUUGCCAAUGUCAAGCAGUCAGCCCGAGCUGCAUAUAUGGAACAGGCACUUCAGAUGAAGAAAAAUAAACAAAAAUUUAAGAGACAACCUAAAGUAAGAAAAGGCAGUGAUAAAUCACAAAAGAAAAAGGAAGUAAAUGUGCCUUCGCCAACACUAGAUAUGAAUACAAAUAAUGCUUUAGUAAACAAAAAACCUAAACUUAAAUCCAAAGUCUCAAAGACAUUGUUGGAGCAAAAGGGAAAAUCUCUCAAAGCAAAGAAUAAGCAACUUGCUGAAAAUUUAGUGAAGAAAAAGAAAAAUAGCCCAAAAAAGGUAAACACUGACAAUUUGAAAAAGCAGUUAAAUGGCUUUGCUCCUCUCACAAAUGAUACAACAUCCUUCACAAAUAAAACAGAAAGUUUAAAGGGUAAGACAAAUACGCCAGAAAAGGCAAAUGUUGACAGUUUGAAAAAGCAGUCAAAUGGCCUUGCUUCUCUCACAAAUGAUACAACUUCCUUCCCAAAUGAAACAGAAAUUUUGAAGACUGCAAAGAAAAGGAAACAAAAUACAGAAGGUGAAGUACUUGAAAAAAAAAUAAAAAAGAAAAAGAAGGCAAACCCAAAGAAGAAAAUGAUGCUUAUUGCUGCUGUAAAAGAAGCCCUACAUGCUGAGUGCAGUGGAGAAGACCCUGAGGAGGAUAGUGUGACAAUUGAGCCCUUGUCUGGGGCAGAAAUUGGUGCUGUUAAUAUUGAUGAUAGCAAUGAAGAGGGACUAAAGGCUUUUCAGUGGGUAAUCGGCCCUUGCUCAGAAGAAAAGUUCUUCAGAGACUACUGGGAGAAAAAGCCAUUGCACAUAAAGCGCAGUGAUGCACAGUAUUACAAAGGUUUAUUCAGCACUGAUGUUCUCGACAAUAUUCUACGUGAGAAUAUGGUACUCUACACUAAGAAUUUGGACAUUACAUCAUUUAGCAAUGGAAAAAGGGAAACCCAUAACCCCAUUGGACAAGCUCAUCCACCUGUUGUGUGGGACUAUUAUAAUAAUGGAUGUAGUGUACGGAUGCUGAACCCUCAGACUUUCCACCGUCCAGUGUGGAAAUUACUGUCGGUGUUGCAAGAAUAUUUCAAGUCGUUCUGUGGAGCUAAUGUUUAUCUCACUCCCCCUGACACUCAAGGGUUUGCACCUCACUGGGAUGAUAUUGAAGCCUUCAUUCUGCAGCUCGAGGGCAAGAAGCGAUGGAGAGUGUACAAGCCAAGGUCAGAAAAUGAAGAACUUCCUGUUAACUCCAGCCCUAAUCUUUCUGAAGAUGAAAUUGGGGAACCUGUAUUAGACAUUGUUUUAGAAGAAGGCGACCUUUUGUACUUCCCCAGGGGUUACAUUCACCAAGGUAUUACAGUGGAUAACACUCAUUCUCUCCACAUUACCAUCUCCACUUACCAGAAGAACACCUGGGGUCACUUACUUAAAAAGCUUUUACCUCAAGCACUCAGUGUAGCCAUGAAUGACGACAUAGAAUUCAGGCGAGGUCUUCCCCGUGAUUACUUGGACAGUAUGGGAAUUGUCAAUAUGGAUAAAGAUUCUCCUAGUCGAAGUGCUUUCAUUGAGAAGUUGGGUGAAUUAGUGACACGUCUGAUGGAAAUGGCUCCUGUUGAUGCUGCUGUAGACCAGAGAGGUGCUAGUUUCAUGCAUGAUGCUCUACCACCUCUGCUCUCACAAGAUGAGAGAGAGUGUAGUGUAUAUGGUGGUGGUGAACGGUGGUGUAAGAAGACGAAGGAGGUAAAAAAUCGGGUAGAAAUUGAACCAGACACCCCGAUCAGACUCAUCAGAAAAAACUGCUUAAGAGUGGUUGCGGAGGAAGAGAAUGUCAACGUUUAUCAUUGUUUAGAAAACACACGAGAGUACCAUCAGGAGCAGCCACAGUUCAUUGAGCUGGCUCCAGAAACUGCACCUGCUAUUGAGGCUUUGAUUCAUGCCUAUCCAAAAUACAUAACCGUCGAGUGUUUGCCUUUAAAUGACGAGACUGAAAAGAUGGCGGUAGCCAGUGGGCUGUGGGAACGUGGACUUGUAGUGACUGCAACGCCUUUGAAUGCCCCGCAUGAUGACUAAAGGAUUUUUGUAAGAUCCAAUUUAAAAAUUGCAAACAUUUUAUUUUUCUUCUGGAUGGUUGACUUUACAAUUGGCAAUAAUGAUGUUAGGCUGUUCUGAAUUACGUAUCUUUGGCUGGCAUGUAAUACUUUUUUGAAAGGGAAAGGGAUGGCAGGCCUCGUGUGUUGUAAUUUAUAUCACAACAGAAUUUAUUAACGAUUUGUUUUGUCUUUGCAACAUUUAGACUUCAGAUAAAAUGUAAUUCAUUAUUGAGUAAAGUUUCUAAAAUUUGGAGGCACACUAAAAACAGAUGUAUAACUAUUCAGUGAAGCAAUUGCUGCCCCAUUUCAUAUUGUUUAGGGUGGCACCUUCACAUAAAACCUAAGUAUUUCAAACAUGUUUUGGAUAAGAGGCUGUGGACUUUUUAUUAUAUAAAGUUUUUACUUAAUCCUUAAUAAAUUAUUAUAUUCAACAAUCUUGUAGUAACUAUGACCAAGGCUGUGAAAUCCAAGUACUACUGCAUUUUUUGUAUUGUCAAGCUAUCAUUAUUUUAUUAUGCUAGUUGCAAUGUAUUGUGGAGGAUAUUUUUUUUUUAUUAAGUUAAUUAAGCAUUGACUAGGCCAAUGAAAUUACUGGAGUGUUUAUUACUUGGUUGAAGCCGGCAAAUGUUCAAAACUAAAAGUGGGUAAGUGGUACAGUAUCACAAUGGUGUUAUAUUUGCAUUGAUUGGAUGUAUUUAUAUAAAUAAUUGAUGUUAUGGAUGUUGGAUAUUGUAGACUCCUUGCAGACAUUUAUUUAGGAUUUAAUAUUGUACAGUACAAUAUGGCAAACUACACAUGGAAAAAGCAUUUGGUAGUAGUCAAUAUUGUUAAAUAAGGAAAUUAUCAAAUAAACUUUUAAUAAAUAAUUGUAAAAUUUUUGUACA
This is a messenger RNA of Procambarus clarkii (red swamp crayfish), 3093 nucleotides long. It is a transcript of the gene NO66, whose product is annotated as Bifunctional lysine-specific demethylase and histidyl-hydroxylase NO66. The record is from RefSeq and is a predicted model, not a curated record. NCBI's taxonomy places the organism in Eukaryota, Metazoa, Arthropoda, Malacostraca, Decapoda, Cambaridae.